Pelagomonas calceolata is the source of this 733-nucleotide messenger RNA. The record is from the annotation of a GenBank genome assembly. NCBI's taxonomy places the organism in Eukaryota, Pelagophyceae, Pelagomonadales, Pelagomonadaceae.
CGCAGCACCUAGCACGCCCACAAACAACUGCUGGGUCGCGCAGUUUCCCGACGCCGUCGCGCCGCCAUGGCAGACGCGGAGUACGACUACCUCUUCAAAGUAGUAUUAAUAGGUGAUUCUGGAGUGGGCAAGUCGAAUUUGCUGAGCCGCUUCACGAGGAACGAGUUCAGCUUGGACUCGAAGUCAACAAUUGGUGUCGAGUUCGCCACGAAGUCCAUCCAGGCCGAGGGCAAGACCAUCAAGGCCCAGAUCUGGGACACGGCGGGGCAAGAACGAUACCGAGCAAUAACGUCGGCCUACUACCGAGGGGCUGUGGGCGCUUUACUAGUAUAUGACUUGACCAAGCACGGGACCUUUGAAAAUGUGGACCGCUGGCUGCGGGAAUUGAGAGAUCACGCGGAGGCGAACAUCGUGGUGAUGCUCGUGGGCAACAAGUCGGACCUGAAGACGCAGCGGGCCGUCGAGACGAGUGAAGCGAUGGCCUUUGCAGAACAGCACAACCUCGCCUUCAUCGAGACGAGUGCGCUCGACGCGUCGGGCGUCGACGUCGCCUUCCAGAACAUCCUGACCGAGAUCUACCGUCUGAUGAACAAGAAGCAGAUGCAGGAAGGCUCCGCCAAACAGUCCGUCGCUUCCAAGGGCGAGAAGAUCAGCAUCACUUCUGGUGAGGACAAGAAGAAGAAGAAGUGCUGCUAGUAGUGGGUGGGGGCGUGUGCGUUAAAACCAAGCUGAU